Messenger RNA from Prorocentrum cordatum, 576 nucleotides. The record is from the annotation of a GenBank genome assembly. NCBI's taxonomy places the organism in Eukaryota, Dinophyceae, Prorocentrales, Prorocentraceae.
AUGGCGGGCGCUCAGUUUCAGCAGGUCGGUGAACAAUUUUGUCAGCACUAUUACCAGACCUUCGACACCAAUAGGGCUGCACUCGGGCCACUCUACGGCGAUAACUCCUGCCUGUCGUUCGAGGGGGAGCAGCUUCAGGGAGCGGCAGCAAUCGUCCAGAAGAUUGCCUCGUUGCCUUUCCAGAAGGUUCAGCACCAGGUCGUGAAGUGCGACUGCCAGCCCAGCCCGACCAACAACGGGAUCCUCAUCUUCAUCACCGGCAAUCUCAUCGUGGACGACAACCAGAACCCGCUGAAGUUUGCGCAGGCCCUUCCGACCCUGGCCUUGGCCUCAUCGUCAUGGUCGUCGUCGUCGUCGUUCACGUUCUAUUCAUCCGUCCUUCGCCUCUCUCGCUCCUUCCUCCUCCCUCGCUUCCUCCGUUCCUUCUCUCUCUAUUCCCUCCCUCCUCCCUGCCUCCCUGCUUCCCUCCCUCCUCCCUCCUCCCGAUUUCGUUUGUACUUCCUCCUUCCUCCUCGCUCCCUCCCGCCUCCUCGUCCCUUCUCUUUCUCCCUCUUCCACCUCGCUAGCUGGACCUGA